Messenger RNA from Spodoptera exigua (beet armyworm), 987 nucleotides. NCBI's taxonomy places the organism in Eukaryota, Metazoa, Arthropoda, Insecta, Lepidoptera, Noctuidae. The record is from the annotation of a GenBank genome assembly.
AUGAUACUCGCGGCGCUUUACUAUUUAUUAGUGAUAGGAGUUAACUUGUACAUAGCAUUUUUUCUGCUAAUAUUAUCGGCACUCCUCGCCUUCAAGUUUUUUAUCGAACCCGUAAAUAGUGUGUGCAAGUCGAAUGCACGACUCGACGGAAAGGUCGCUCUAGUGACCGGAGGGAAUCAGGGCAUCGGUCUGGAGACUGCGAGAGAGCUCGCGGCCAGGGGGGCCAGAGUCAUCAUCGCGUGCCGAGGCGCAGAGAAGUCAGCGGAAGCAAUCCAGGACAUCGUGGCCACGACUGGGAACGAGCAAGUCGAAUAUAUGCACCUAGAUCUAUCGAGAUUCAGCAGCGUCAGGAAGUUUGCUGCAGAUUUCAACAACAAAUAUGAUCGACUUCACAUCUUAGUAAAUAAUGCUGGCUCUGGUGGUGAUAAACCAAGGUACACGGAAGACGGAAUUGACUUUGUGAUGCAAGUGAAUUAUUUUGGACCAUUCCUGCUCACAAAACUGCUGACAGAAAAGCUCAUCGCAAGUAAACCUAGCAGGGUUGUAAUAGUGUCGUCGAUAUUGCAUUAUUUCGGACAAAUAAAUGUCGAUACAUUGGACAAAAUAAUAGGCCACAGCAUAAAGUCAAAGUUCUACAACUAUAGCAACAGCAAACUGUGUGGUGUGCUGUGGGCCAAGGCCUUAGCCAAGAAACUGCCCGAGGAAGUAUCUGUGAACUCUCUACAUCCCGGUGUAGUCAGGACGAAUAUAUUCAGUAAACUGCCUUUUUGGUUUCUGAAAAUAUUUACCUUUCUUUGUGACUUACUGAACUUUAAGACGCCUAAAGAAGGAGCGCAGACUGUGGUCCACCUGUGUGUUGCUGAAGAGGUCCAGAAUGUGCGAGGGAAGUAUUUCGUGGAGUGCUGUGAAGCCAAGUACAGGCGAGUAGCUGAUAAUGAAGAUGUUGUGGAAAAAGUGUGGAACAAGAGCUUAGAAGUCACUAGCUAG